This is a messenger RNA of [Candida] anglica, 1601 nucleotides long. NCBI's taxonomy places the organism in Eukaryota, Fungi, Ascomycota, Pichiomycetes, Serinales, Debaryomycetaceae. The record is from the annotation of a GenBank genome assembly.
UUUCGAAAUAUUCUAUUCAUGUUUAAACUUGGAGAUGGAUAUUUUUCCCAAAUCAAAUGUCCGAAUGUAUCAGGAAAUUCCCAAUGUAAUAUUAUAAAUUGUAUUUUUAAACAUGAUAACCUGAAAAAGAGAUCAUUAGAUGAACUGGUUGAAGUUUCUUCUAAUAAAAGAAGUGAUAAUACUACAAAGACGUCAGAAGUUAAAGAUAUAACCAUCCUCUUACCUAAAGCAGUAUCACAUAUAUCAGUUUCUAGAAGUGAAAGAACCCAAAUAACCAGAAAGAUAGCCGAUCAUUUCAGAAAGGAAUCGAAAACUCCAAAUAAGGAUGCAAUUGAUAAAGAAUACGAACUUUGUUGUUCGAGUAAAAGUAUAGAAGAAUAUAACACGAAUGUGGCGAACUAUAUUAAAUCAAUUCUGGCCCCAGAACUUAAAGAUCCUAGAUUUAUAUUACCGAAGGAAAUGAAGAGUGGAGCACCUGCGAUGAUUCAAGUGAGAAAGAAAUUCAUUCAACUGAUCGUGGACGUUUACAAACAAGUAACUCCUGAACUUAAAACACCAAUACUAAGGGCGAUCAAGGAUGAAUAUGGAAUUGCCACCAAAACUACUGGUAAUACUUAUGGACCUACUAUAAAAAGGUUUGUAUAUGACCUCAAGAGGAAUGGAGGCACCAUCAAGACUGAACCAUUAAAUGCAACUAAAGACUUGAGCGACCUGGAGCUAUUAUCAAGACUUGAGAAAAUUGUAAUUUCAAAGGAUGUACUUACAAAAUUUGGUUACAUUAUGGAUACUCCUGAGACAAUCAAACCAGAACAAAACAGAACAUGUAGGCGGUGUAACAUAUCAUUUAAAUUGAAAGACCAAAUGAUUCCUACAAAGUGUAUAUACCAUUCUGGUCGAAAUAAAAAGAAAGAUAAACACGUAAGAGCGUGGACAUGUUGUGGUGGUAUAGUUGGUGAUUGUGAUGAGUGUAGUACUUGUGAGCAUCAUGUGUUUUAUUGGUCCAAUGCUGAAGAAAUGCAUCUGGCGAUUCCAUUUACUCACACAAACACUUUAACUGUGAACAAGAAUGCAUUUAAGGCGCUUGGUAUAGAUUGUGAAAUGGGAUUCACUACAUUGGGAUUUGAACUUCUUAGAACAACUGUAGUUGAUUUUCUCAGUGGUGAAGAGGUGCUUGAUAUUCUUGUUCGACCUAAGGGUACAAUAAUUGAUUUGAAUACGAAAUGGUCCGGGGUUGCAGAAAUCAAGGAAGAGGCAGUUAGUUUCGAAGAUCAUCUUAUGAUGUUGAAUGAAGUUAUGGAUAAAAACACGAUAUUGAUUGGGCAUGGGUUAGAGAAUGAUAUGAAUGCAAUGAGAAUAAUACAUGACCGAAUUGUUGACACAGCUAUUCUUUACCCUAAACACCAAACGUCACCUCAAAUGCGUUUCUCUCUUAAACAUUUGUGCUUCACGUACCUAGGAAGAACAAUUCAAGAAGGGGAGCAUGAUAGUGGAGAAGAUUCAUUGGGAGCUAUAGACGUUGUCAAGUACUUCCUUAAAAAGUAAUACAGUAAAAUAUCGUAUACAUAUAUUCAUAAAAAAGAGUUCCUCCAACUAUUUCUCUG